Messenger RNA from Colletotrichum spaethianum, 1971 nucleotides. RefSeq lists its product as uncharacterized. Lineage: Eukaryota; Fungi; Ascomycota; Sordariomycetes; Glomerellales; Glomerellaceae. The record is from RefSeq and is a predicted model, not a curated record. Bases 1 to 1971 code for a protein of 656 amino acids. The transcript is spliced from 7 exons.
AUGGCUUCACAACCUCCGCCUCCACCGCCACCGACAGCUGCACCACCUCCGCCGCUCGUUGGAUCGGAUGCCGGUAUAGACACACCCCCUAGUCAGUCCAGCUAUGGCUACUCCAGCCAGUCGACGAUGGGUCAGGAGCCCGAAAUCGUGGAGGCGCACGAAGAAGAGAGACCGACAGACAGCCAUCACCUGGCUGAUAUGGCCACCAAGGAGAAGCCGCUCGAGGAGAAGGGACAUGCCGAGCUUCAGCAUGCGGAUGUGGAGGUGAAGAACUUGGGAUGGAACAACCCGCCGAGCAAGGUUUCUCAGCCCAUGAUUGGCGGGUUGACAAAUGAGGAACUUUGGAUCCUGGUCCGUCGAUUCGACAAGCUCGCCAACCUUGAUAUGAAUAUCGCAGAUGAAGAGGAAUUUUCGCCUGAUAAGCUCCGCGCCCACGUCGAGCGCCUGUACAUGACAGUCGCAGUUGGUCUCUUCUCCUUCUGGAAACAAAUCGUCCGUCUUCGGUCAUGGCGUGAGUCAAGACGCACAUCGACCUUCCUCGCAGUCUACUCCGUCGCCUGGGUCCUGGAUUUUGUCGUGCCAGUCCUUGUUAGCUUCCUCAUUGUUCUUGUUCUCGUCCCCGAAGCACGAGACUUUUGUUUCCCUCCUGCCCCGCCCUCUCUUAUCGACAGCAAGACGGGCGGCGUCAAGAAACCUGCAUCUGGUGUCCUGGCGUCGGACGACUCUAUAACAGGCGCUCCAGAGAAGCAUGCUGGAGAAGCCGUGGAACAAGAAGCUCAUAGUUUCGUCAACAGCAUUUCCUCGCUGAUCGUUAGCACGGCGGCAGGAAAACACCCCCAAGGCGAUCCCCAUGAUGACACUGUUGCCCCUGACCCUACUAACAUUGCCCAAGAUGUUGUCAAUGCCAAAGAUAAAACGGGCGGCAAUGAGCCUAGCGUUCAUCACGACAAGACCAAGAAACCUGUUCAUGAAUCCGUCUGGACAAAGGCGAGGCCUGUUAUGCAUGGAAUUGCGGACACACAGUUUGUCGACACAUGGGAGCGCUUCGGCAACGCCCUCAGCCCAACGCCGCCAUUCCCACAACAGCGACCUCGGCUCAUUCUUGCCAGUAUUUUGCUGCCAAUGCUCCUUGCUUCGCUCUUCACGACAUCGUACAUGCUGGUCAAGGGAUCCGGAUUCAUGGUUGGUUUCACCUUCUUUGGUGACCCGAUCAUCCAAAGAGGCCUGGUGUUUAUCAACCGUACCUACCCUCAUUGGAAGAAGUACGUUGAAUUGCGAAACACCAUUCUCAAGGGCAUUCCUACCAAUGCCCAGCUUACCCUCACGCUGCUACGCAUCGGUGAGAGAAACAAGGCGCCGCUUCCACCGCCUCCUGCAACCUCUGAACCACCGCCUGAUGUGCCCCAUGCAACCGCUGGGGAGGGUCUCGAGCACCUCGAUCAAGCUAUCCAGCCCGACCCGAACGCCCUUGCACCCGCCGAAUCUCAGACCGAUGAGCAUAAACAGAAGAAGGGUCACAGACUCCUAAACUUCAUCAAGAGCACUGCGAAGGGCGGUAUCAACACUUCUCUCGCCGCAGAUAAAGUCAAGGCCAAGGUGGGCGCAAAACACGCAAAGGACAGGCUUGGAGUGGUCAAGACGGAGCCCGAUCCUGCCAAGGGGCCUAUCUCCUUCCCAGCCCGGUGGAAGGCUACGGCCACUACCCCUGCUCUGAGCUGGACAACCGAUUCAGAUGAUCUGAAUCCAACUUGGACUGUCACUAUUGGAGAUAUCGAGCAAAUCCGCAAAAUGGGCGGGCUUGGAUGGAAGUCUAAGAUACUUGUCGGUUGGGCCACAGAUCGCGAGAUCGCAGAUGGUCUCAUUGUGACGGAUAGCAUGGGCGAAGAGCACCAUCUCACAGCAAUCAUCUCCAGAGAUGAGCUAUUCAACCGUUUGGUGGCUAUAGGAUCACAGAUGUGGGAAGCUUGGUAA